This is a messenger RNA of Enhydra lutris kenyoni (northern sea otter), 1668 nucleotides long. It is a transcript of the gene SLC22A20, whose product is annotated as solute carrier family 22 member 20. Gene Ontology annotation, cellular component: membrane. The record is from RefSeq and is a predicted model, not a curated record. Gene Ontology annotation, biological process: transmembrane transport. Gene Ontology annotation, molecular function: transmembrane transporter activity. The coding region runs from base 1 to 1668 and encodes 555 amino acids. The transcript has 10 exons. NCBI's taxonomy places the organism in Eukaryota, Metazoa, Chordata, Mammalia, Carnivora, Mustelidae.
AUGGCCUUCACGGACCUGCUGGACAGCCUGGGUGGUGUGGGGCGGUUCCAGCUCGUCUACACGGCCCUGCUGCUCCUGCCCUGCAGCCUGCUGGCAUGUCACAACUUCCUGCAGAAUUUCACGGCCGCUGUGCCCGGCCACCACUGCCGGGGCUCUGCCAACCACACCAUGGCCGCCACCAACCACUCGGGGGCCUGGCUGAGGGCCACCGUACCCCUGGACCAGCUCGGGGCCCCCGAACCAUGCCGGCGCUUCACGGAGCCUCAGUGGGCCCUCCUGAGCCCCAACACCUCUGUCCACGGGGCAGCCACGGAGGGCUGCAAGGACGGCUGGGUCUAUGACCUCAGCACAUUCCCGGCCACCAUCGUGACCGAGUGGGAUCUGGUGUGUGAGGCCCGUCCCCUCCGCGACCUAGCUCAGUCCAUCUACAUGGCCGGGGUGCUGGUGGGCGCCGCCGUAUUCGGCAGCCUCGCAGACAGGCUGGGCCGCAAGGGCCCCCUGGUCUGGUCGUACCUGCAGCUGGCAGUUUCCGGGGCCGCCACCGCCUACUUCGGCUCCUUCGGUGCCUACUGCGUCUUCCGGUUCCUGAUGGGCAUGACCUUCUCUGGAAUCAUCCUCAACUCCCUCUCCCUGGUCGUGGAGUGGAUACCCACCCGGGGCCGGACUGUGGCGGGGGUUUUGCUGGGGUACUCCUUUACCCUGGGUCAGCUCAUCCUGGCCGGAGUGGCAUACCUGAUCCGCCCCUGGCGGUGGCUGCAGUUUGCUGUCUCUGUUCCGUUCCUCAUCUUCUUCCUCUAUUCUUGGUGGCUGCCAGAGUCAUCCCGCUGGCUCCUGCUGCACGGCAGGUCGCAGUUAGCCGUGGAGAACCUGCGGAAGGUGGCCGUCAUGAACGGGAGAACACAGGAAGGGCAGAGGCUGACCAAAGAGGUGGUGAACUCCUACCUCCAGAGUGAGAUCACAAGUGUGCGCACCUCCAACUCGGUCUUAGACCUCUUUCGAACCCCGGCCAUCCGGAAGGUCACGUGCUGUCUCAUGGUGGUCUGGUUCUCCAACUCCAUGGCUUACUACGGGCUGGCCAUGGACUUGCAGAAGUUUGGACUCAGUGUAUACCUGGUGCAGGUCGUGUUUGGGGUCAUAGACAUCCCGGCCAUGCUGGUGGCCACCACCACCAUGAUUUAUGUGGGCCGCCGGGCCACCGUGGCCUCCUUCCUCAUCCUGGCUGGGCUCAUGGUGAUCGUGAACAUGUUUGUGCCUGAAGAUAUGCAGACCCUGCGCACAGCCCAGGCAGCACUAGGCAAAGGCUGCCUGGCCAGCUCGUUCAUCUGUUUGUACCUGUUCACUGGAGAGCUGUAUCCCACAGAGAUCAGGCAGAUGGGGAUGGGCUUUGCCUCGGUCAGUGCCCGCUUUGGGGGUCUGGUUGCACCCCUAAUCGCCACGCUCGGGGAGUUCAGUGCCAUCCUGCCCCCCAUGGGCUUUGGGGCCACUUCGAUCCUGGCUGGGCUGGCUGUCGGCUUCUUGGCUGAGACCCGCAACGCGCCCCUGCUGGAGACCAUCGAGGCCAUGGAGAGGAGAGUCAAAGGAGGUCUUUCCAAGAAGGAUGAAGAAGAGAAGAGGGAAGAAAUUUCUCUCCAGCAGCUAGGAGCUUCUCCCCUCAAAGAAACCAUCUAA